AUGUCUACAAAGCUAACUACGAGUUUUUUGGCGUUACCGCUUCUCUUUUUGGCUGCCAUCUCGUGUCUCCACGUCCUCGGCAUUCGAAAUGGCCUGGUACAGAUGAUCUCUGACAAUCUUCUUUCUUCCCGUCCGAUCCUCCCUGGCAGCGAUAUUCCCCUACGGACACAUUGGACAGGACUGGGGCUGUUGGACCUCGACUUCUCCAUCAUGGUCACUGUAUUUUCGUCUAUUCUUAAUCACCACAACCUGAGCCUAUUUAUACAAGGGAAUCACUUCUUUGGGUUAUGGAUGACAUCUUGGAUUCUGAUACUGCUAGAGUCGCACAACAACGGGCCACAGAGCAAGACAACAUCAAGGCCGUACAAGUAUUCCUAUGUCCUUUGGGGUUUGGUCAUGGAAUUUGCUGGAGUUGCCGUGGGCCUUCCGGCAUGGUGUGCCUUCAGCCUCCUUCGCAUGAGACGGGCCUCCUCGUCGGCCGAAUUCACAACAAUAACCCUAGCCGACCUCGAAUCCCUACCAUUUGCUUUCCUCUUGGGCGCUGGGCUCCCGACUUUGCUCAUGCUCGUGGGUACAUGGAGCCCAGAGCCCCCAUUGUGGUCUCGCCAGACAUGGAUCGUGGUUCGUUUGUUUCAUCCAGUUCUCCUGGCUAUUGCACAUGCUCUCCUGAGAAGCAUCGGCCCUGCACCCCCCGCCGACGGCAGGCAGCAGCUCGAAAGACGUAUGAAGAGGCUAGGACGGCUUUACUCGGUCGCCUUUUGGAUCACGGCUAGCUCUCAUAUCUUGACCGUGUCAGCCGUCUUGUUCGCCUACUCGUUCCCCCAUCUGCUGCCAGCUCAUAUCGUCAGCUCUCUGUCGCUUGCUUCUCUAUGGCCCGUGCCAUCUAUUUGGCGAGGUUUUGUUACCAAGACUGAUACCAUUGCACUCGGUACUUCUACUUUUAUGACGGCUAAUGAAGUUAUUUCGACGGUGUCACUCCUAGUGUGGGCUUGGAACAUGAAUAGGAUGGCAUUGCAAUCAUCAAGUCACACGGACCACCUUGGUCUAAGCACUGUUAAAGCUGGGGUAUUUGCUUUGGUCUUUGGUCCGGGUGCCGCGGCUGUAGCUUUGAUUGAGAAUAGGGACCAUGUACUACAUCAGAGAUUUACUGUGACAAAAGGGGCCAAGACAUGCUAA
Messenger RNA from Metarhizium brunneum ARSEF 3297, 1176 nucleotides. RefSeq lists its product as uncharacterized. Lineage: Eukaryota; Fungi; Ascomycota; Sordariomycetes; Hypocreales; Clavicipitaceae. The record is from RefSeq and is a predicted model, not a curated record.